Molecule: messenger RNA, 3339 nt
Organism: Paraphaeosphaeria sporulosa
Lineage: Eukaryota; Fungi; Ascomycota; Dothideomycetes; Pleosporales; Didymosphaeriaceae
Exons: 4
Coding region: 179-2866 (895 amino acids)
Biological process (GO): DNA-templated transcription; regulation of DNA-templated transcription
Molecular function (GO): DNA binding; zinc ion binding; DNA-binding transcription factor activity, RNA polymerase II-specific
Source: RefSeq, a predicted model, not a curated record
GGGCCUCUUCGCCUCUCACUUGCCGCCCGCCCACCGCGUCUCCUCUGUACUCUCGCUUCCGUGUGCAUUGUCGUACUGCUUUUCGGUAUGCGCCUCUACUGACAGCGCAGACCUUGGCCCGGCAGCCCGCAGGUGUUGCGCGCAAGCUUUGCGGGAAAUUCCGUCUCUCCCUCCCCAGAUGGCCUCCACGAGUAAGAGGAUGCCGGACGCCUCGCCCGACGUCGCACUCUCCCGCGCCGCAAAGACAGCCAAAGUCGAGCCGGGCCUCGCGCAGAGCCCCCAGGCCUUCCCGCGCCCGUCGCCCAACGACUUCUCGAGCCAUGUCAAGAAGCGCCUCGCCGUGUCGUCGCGCACCGGCCAGGCGUGCGACCGUUGCAAGGUUCGGAAAAUCCGCUGCGACCCACGACCCGAAGGCUGCUCGCCGUGCGCCCAGAACCGCACGCCAUGCAAGACCACCGACCGCAUCACCGGGCGCGCGACGACCCGCGGCCAGGUCGAGGCCCUGGAAUCCGAGAACAGCUACCUGCGCAGCCAGGUGGCCGAGCUGCAGGCCCAGUUGAAAGAGCUGGGCGUUGAGCCGCGAGCCACGCCGAGCUACAGCAGCACAGCGCAGUCGACCGCCGCGAGCGACUGGGGAGACGCCCCAAAUCGCCGUGCCAGCACCAAUGCCAGCACCACCGCCAGCACCUCGCCCCCGGCAGGCUAUACGCCCGCCAGCUCGACGUUGGAGACGAAUCGCCCCCUCCCGCAAUACAAGCACCAAGACUUUGGCGACAACUAUCUGGGCGUGUCGUCCGCCGACUCCUUGCUCAGCAACAUCAGCGGCACGUCGCUGUCUGUCUUCGGCCAUGACAUCGACAUCACCGACUUCGUCGACGACAAGGACUACGACAACUCGUACAUGUCGUACACCUACGUUAUGCGCGUAGCGCUGAGCCACACGCAACCCGACCCCGUACCGCUACCACCGUAUCAGACGCUCAAGGAGUAUUGCACUUGGUGGUUUCGAUCAAUGCACCCGUACAUGAUGCUAUUAGACAAGACGACUUUGAUGAAGUUGGUGUGGCGCAUUGGCAACGAACCAGGAUUCAAGCCUUCGCCGUCCGAAACCGUCUGUGUGCACAUGGUCAUCGCUUCCCUCAACUACCAGAUAUCGGUCCGGAACCGCCAAGAAGAUAUGAUGGAAGAGUCGCAUCGCCACUACCGAUACGCCUUGAGUUUCUUCAAACACCUCUGGCUAUCACACACAUGGCGCGAUGUUCAGGCCUUGACCUUGAUCGUCCACCAUCUCCGCAACUUUCCCAAACCUGGCGCCGCCUGGAUCAUGGCCUGUACCACAUUUCAAUUGGCGAUGGAGCUUGGCUACCAUCGUUCAUCCAAAGCUUGGGCCAACAAUGGCCACAUGGAUCCUUUGGAGGUAGAGGUCCGAAAACGCACUUUCUGGGCACUUCAUGCUCUAACAGUAAAUAUAAGCGGGAAGCUGGGCCGGCCGAUGCCCAUACACAUGGACGAUAUCGACGUUGAAUUCCCCGAACCCUCCAAUGACUGCUUACCAGGCGAAGAGGUCGGUCAGGAUGAUUUCCACAAGUGCUCGUUUCAGGUCGGCAUACAAGUCGCCAAGUACACUGUGCCUCUAUCACAGUUAUAUCGGAGCUUGUACUCGAUCAACGCGGAUCCCGGUGCUUACGAGGAGACGUUGCAGCGCCUAGAGGCUGGCAUCAAACAGUGGAAAGAAGAUAUGCCACCCCAAUUGCGAGAUCCGGCGACGGCAUCACAGGAAGACUACAUCUUUGCUGUCUACUUGGACUAUUGGUAUCGCGAAUACCAAUUGCAGAUGUACCACCCAGCCAUGUGUCGUUCCGAGGACCCGACCGUUCAAGCUGCCAGUUUGGCAAAGUGCCUGGUUGCCUGUCAGAAACUGUUGCGGUGUUCCACUGAAAUGCGGAAACUUCGGAGCUUGGACAACAUAUGGAUCAACAUCGUUACGUACAUUGCUGCUAUCUUCACGACCUUAUUUGGCCACCAUCAGAAGCGAGAGACACUCACCUCGGCCGAUAUGGACACCCUCAGGAGCGACAUGGGUGAGUGGAUUGAGUUGAUCAGCGAGUCGGGCCAACUACUGGGAUUUGGUGAUAAGUUGAAAGAUGCCAUCUCCCAGAUCAUUGACCGCUCGUUGAGUAGCAUCAAUGCAAGCAUCGUGAAAAGAACAGCAAGCCAAUCACUUGCUCAAGUUGCGCUGCACGCGCCGCCAGAGCAAACUGCGGCAUUUACUACGCACACGAACAGCAACCAUCGACCUCCAUAUUCAAAUGCCGCCGGAACGGCGGCUGCUGUUGCCGUGGCGGGCUCGACUCAGUCCCAGAGCUAUGCUACCGGCCCUGCAAAUGUCGGAUAUACAUACAGCAAUGGACAAGCUGCACCCACUCUACAACAAGUAGCUCCUCACCAUGGUCAACAGCCUUACAUCCCUGCCCAAGAAAGUCCAAUGGCCGCAUCGCACGCUGUAGCGCUACAACAAGCUGCGGCUACCCCACGCACGGAUGAUGCGUACGUGUUCGGCAAUUCGCACUUGACCACCAACGGCCACUCUCACCAAACCAGUUAUACGAAUGACAUACCUCCAGUCGAUUGGCAUCAGUGGACACGGGCGGCCAUUGCAUACAAACAUCCUGGACCACAGGGCGAGUACCUCAACAGCAUGCGCACACAUGGCAGUGUCAGUUAUGAAGGCGGCCAAGGCGGGCAGAUGUCUGCUGUGGGCGAAGAGAACGUUCUGCAGACGCUCGGUUCAAACAACUGGCCGGAAAUGCAAUUCGUGCCCCCCAACAAUGCUUUUGGCAGCCAGCAGUACAGCGGCCAACAAUAGCAACAACCUAACACUCUCCCAUGGGGGCUCAAACGAGGACCCGGUUUCCAAUAAGUUCACCAUGUUUCUAAGCGAGUGUGGGUUCUAGCGAAGGCGAAGCGGCGAAAAUGAUGGUUUCAAAGUGUUGCACCCAAAUAUACAUUGGUGCUCUUUUCCCUUUGCCUCGGGAUCGCAAUAUGGAUCUUUGAGAAUACGAUGCCAAGAUGCUCGGCUUCGGCUGUACUAUACAUAAUUCAUUCUGGGCGUGUGCACAUAGACGGCGGUAUGGGGAUCGGUGCAUAGUUUAAUUGAAGGGAGACACGGUCGCUUCUUUGUCGUUGUAUGAGGAGGCGAAAUGGAGUCAUGGAGGUCGAUCAAAGCGAAUAUGUAGUGGCACGGGAGAAACAUGUGGCACAGAAGUGCUGCGUCUGGAUACCGUCUAGAUACCUGCUGUAUGCAGCCAACGAGAAUACGUUGCAGACGAAUCUAGGAUU